Molecule: messenger RNA, 1301 nt
Organism: Callorhinchus milii (elephant shark)
Lineage: Eukaryota; Metazoa; Chordata; Chondrichthyes; Chimaeriformes; Callorhinchidae
Gene: fam131c
Product: family with sequence similarity 131 member C
Exons: 7
Coding region: 195-1121 (308 amino acids)
Source: RefSeq, a predicted model, not a curated record
GUGUGUCUGUGUGUCAGUGUCUGUCUGUCUCCUGUGGUCGCGGACACUGAUUUACAACAGACGUCAGUGGCCGCACAAAGGCUUCCGAUCAGAAUGUGACUGUCGGUCCCCCGGUCCCGGGGCUGCGGUGUGAGCGGCUCUGUGGUACAGAGUGGACCCCCGAGAAGAGACCCCUCUCCCCCCUCCCGCUCGCUAUGGGGGGCUGCUGCUCCACAGAACCUCUGACAAAUAUUGCUGAGAACCUCCCAGAGACGAGAAGCACUGCUCAGUGUAAGAAUCUUGCAUCGAGCGAGGAAGAGAAAGAAUCUCCAGCGGCCUUUGAAGACCAUAAAAUCUGCAAGCAAGACAGGACCGAUUUCUGCUGGGACCCCAUUCAGAAUUGCUUUGGCAGCAGCAGUGGAAUUUUUUCUGGCUCCAAACAGACUCUGAAUGGCUAUGACAUCAAUGCGUUGGCAAGAUCCUCACUCGUUGGGCUGGUUCAAACAGUGAAAGAUCACAUCACAAAGCCUACAGCCAUGGCCCGAGGCCGGGUGGCUCAUCUGAUCGAGUGGAAGGGCUGGAGUGCCCAGCAGAGAGGCUGGAACCGGUCACUGACGGAUGAAGACUAUUACUCAGACCUCACAGAUGAACUGAAAGAAGCUCGGUUUGCGGCAGGUGUGGCUGAACAAUUUGCCGUCACUGAGGCCACACUGAGUGCCUGGUCCUCGCUGGAUACGGAAGAGGUGGUUGACGGGACCAGCCCGAGUGUAACAGAUAACCCUUUUGAUACGGAGGAAAUAGUUCCCCAAGAUCACCCUCUGAGCGGAUCCCAAGGCCUUUACUGUCUGAACGUGGAAGGCAGCAGCGCAGAACAUGCCACCCCUGGCCUGUCGUGCCCAGCCAGCCUGGCUGAGGAGCCCUCGCAAGGCAAGGCGUUCUCCCCUCUACAUUCAUCCCAGGAGGCGUCCGUCACAGGAAGUUUACUGACUCACGAGCCUCCCAACUUCUUGUCUCUGCCCGAUGCCAACGUGUGUGGCCUGGCAUUAAACAGAACACUGGGCCAGAGCACAGACAGUUACCAGCAGCGCUCUCACUCUUACAACAGCAUGUCCGGCAUUGAGGACGACGUGUUUUAUAACUAGACAGGACAAGAAGGUCUUUAAGGUUGCUCUUUAACAUAGAGUGUACUUUCAGGCUGCAGUGCCCAUCCAUCCCACCAUCAGCAGAAUUCUCCAAUUGUCCUUGUGGUUUUNGUGGUUCAUUAAGUCCUGGGUUUCUCUGUGUGAAUGUAUUUUUGUUGGUGUGUUUUUGUUGGUGUGUUU